GGGCGGGGCGACGCGGCCCGGCGCGAGUAAAGGGGCUGCCUAGGAGCCCAGUGAGCCUUCAGCAGAAGCGCGCUGCUUGCCCUCCGCUCUCCCUGCUCCGCCCUCCGCAGCCCUCCACAGUCACCCCGGAGACCAGCCCUGUUAAGCUCUCGGCUCUGAAGCUGACUGAUUUCCAUGGCAGCCGCGAAGAAAGCAGUUCUGGGGCCAUUGGUGGGAGCAGUGGACCAGGGUACCAGCUCGACACGUUUUUUGGUUUUCAAUUCAAAAACAGCUGAACUUCUUAGUCAUCAUCAAGUAGAAAUAAAACAGGAAUUCCCAAGAGAAGGAUGGGUAGAACAAGAUCCGAAGGAAAUCCUGCAGUCUGUUUAUGAAUGUAUAGAGAAAACAUGUGAGAAACUUGGACAGCUCAAUAUUGAUAUUUCCAACAUCAAAGCUAUUGGUGUCAGCAACCAGAGGGAAACCACAGUAGUCUGGGACAAGCUAACUGGAGAGCCGCUCUACAAUGCUGUGGCUGCUCCAGUUUCUCCUGGCUCUUCAGUUCCAGUUGCCGUUGUCCCCUCUGGCUCUCCAGUUCCAGCUGCUGGUGCUUCGUCAGUGUGGCUUGACCUAAGAACCCAAUCUACUGUUGAGAAACUUAGUAAAAGAAUUCCGGGAAAUAAUAAUUUUGUCAAGUCCAAGACAGGCCUUCCACUUAGCACUUACUUCAGUGCAGUGAAACUUCGUUGGCUCCUCGACAAUGUGAAAAAGGUCCAAGAGGCUGUCGAAGAAAAUAGAGCUCUUUUUGGGACCAUUGAUUCAUGGCUUAUUUGGAGUUUGACAGGGGGAAUCAAUGGCGGUGUUCACUGUACAGAUGUAACAAAUGCAAGCAGGACGAUGCUUUUUAACAUUCAUUCUUUGGAAUGGGAUAAAGAGCUCUGCGAAUUUUUUGGAAUUCCAAUGGAAAUUCUUCCCAAUGUUCGGAGUUCUUCUGAGAUCUAUGGCCUAAUGAAAAUCUCUCAUAGCCUGAAAGCUGGGGCCUUGGAAGGUGUGCCAAUAUCUGGGUGUUUGGGGGACCAGUCUGCUGCUUUGGUGGGACAAAUGUGCUUCCAGGAUGGACAGGCCAAAAACACGUAUGGAACAGGGUGCUUCUUACUGUGUAACACGGGCCAUAAGUGUGUAUUUUCUGAACAUGGCCUUUUGACAACUGUGGCUUAUAAACUUGGCAGAGACAAACCUGUGUAUUAUGCAUUAGAAGGUUCUGUAGCUAUAGCUGGUGCUGUAAUCCGCUGGUUAAGAGACAACCUUGGAAUUAUUAAGUCCUCUGAAGAAAUUGAAAAACUUGCUAAAGAAGUAGGUACUUCUUAUGGCUGCUACUUUGUUCCAGCAUUUUCAGGGUUAUAUGCACCUUAUUGGGAGCCUAGUGCAAGAGGGAUCAUCUGUGGACUCACUCAGUUCACCAAUAAAUGUCAUAUCGCUUUUGCUGCAUUAGAAGCUGUUUGUUUUCAAACCCGAGAGAUUUUGGAUGCCAUGAACCGUGACUGUGGAAUCCCACUCAGCCAUUUGCAGGUAGAUGGAGGAAUGACCAGCAAUAAAAUUCUUAUGCAGCUACAAGCAGACAUUCUGUAUAUUCCAGUAGUGAAGCCCUCCAUGCCCGAGACAACUGCUCUAGGAGCUGCCAUGGCAGCUGGGGCUGCAGAGGGGGUUGGUGUCUGGAGUCUUGAACCUGAGGAUUUGUCAGCUGUCACAAUGGAGCGGUUCGAACCUCAGAUCAAUGCUGAAGAAAGUGAAAUCCGUUACUCCACCUGGAAGAAAGCUGUGAUGAAGUCCAUUGGUUGGGUUACAACUCAAUCUCCUGAAAGUGGGUUUCAUUGCUAUGAAGAGACACCUUAACCAACUCAACUCUUAUAAAGGACAACAUUUAAUUACAUUGGAACUGGCUUAAAGUUUCAGAGGUCCAGUCCAUUAUCAUCGUGUUGGGAAGCAUGGCAACAUCCAGGUAGACAUGGUGCUGGAAAAGGAGCUGAGAGUUCUACAUUUUGAUCUGACUGCUGCCUGGAGAGGCUGUUUCACAAGCAGCUAGGAGGAGGGUCUCUUCUAUACUGGGGGAAACCUGACCUAGGACAUCAAGGAUUGCCUACACACUGACACACUUCCUCCAACAAAUCCACAUUUACUCCAACAAGGCCACACCUCCUAAUAGGGCCACUCCUUCAACCAAGUAUGUUCAAACCAUCACAGUGUGUCUGAGUGUGUGUGUGUGUGUGUGUGUGUGUGUGUGUGUGUGUGUGUGUGUGUUGUCUUCUAAUGUAGACCAUACUCAGGUGAACACAGAGUGAUCCUCCUGCUUCAGCCUCCUAAGUGCACCACUGUAUCAAUCUUUAUUCUCCAUUAUUAGAUAUGAUAAAUCUUAUUAGUUUUUAACUGUUACAUAAUUCAUUCACAAGUGAAUUUUGUUAUUGUAAAAAAUUUAAAUCACCAAAAGACACAUGAAAAAGCAAUUAGAUGAAUAAACUAUAAUACAAUCACAAGAAAAUGUGUAGCUUUGCAAGAAAAUGAGGACACUGUCUAGAAACAAAUGGAAGCAUUUAGAAUGUGUGGAAAAGCAAGUUGCAGAUUCCUGGAUAAGUGUGCCACAUUUUAACAUGAAACAUGUAACUUAUGAACAAGUAAGGGUUUAAUUGAAAGGACUAUUUUAAUAUCCAUUGUGUUACUUACACUUGCAAACACUUUAUAUAUUAGUCUAGAUAGGUUGCUUAUGUUUAUUUUUAAACUGGGCCUCUAAUUUUAGGUUUAUUUUAGUAAAUACAAAACUAAAUUUUUGGUUAUUUUCUUAUAGUCUUAGAAAAUUAUGCUUGACUGGGAGCUGCGGAGAUGGCGUGGUGGUUAAGAGCAUGAACUGUUUGACCGAGGGCCCAAGUUCACUUUCCCAACAGCCACAUUGAGCCACCCACAGGAGCCUGUAACUCUAGCUCCAGAACAUGUAUGCAAUCCUAUUGCCUCCACAGGCAUUUGCACACACACACACACACACACACACACACACACACACACACACACACGUACCAUCCACACAAACACAAAAUCAAAACUAAAAGCAUAGACACAGACACAAAAAUCACUAAAGCACAUCAAAUCCUGAACAUAUCAAUUACUGCAAACUCAUAUUGUGUAAAAUGGUGCAAAACCCACACAUUAAGUAUACCAAGCCAGUUUGAAAAUGCUAUUCAUUGAGGCACUAAGCCAUUACCCCAUUUUUCUUUUUUGCUUGUCUGGGUUAACAUAUAAAGAACAGGGUUUAAUUGUCACACUUGUCAUCUACUUUGUCACUUCUGCCAAAUACGAGCCCCCUUGUGCUUUUGUGUUGAAUGUAGUUUGUCUCCCUCUCCUAGUUACAAGUUCCACCUUUUUAAAGUCUUCUCUCUGUCACCCCCCCCAAGUAAAUAAGUAAAUCACAAUGUGUUUAAAAAUUGUAUUUUCUCUUAGUUAAAUAAUGUCAUUCUCAUUUGGCAAAAAAGUGACUUUGACAGCAUUAUCUUUUGUAUAUUCGUAAAUGUUCUCUUAAUAGUCUAAAGAGCUACAAAUAAUACCUGAAAACAACAGUUUAAUGUCUGUUUUAGGAGAAAAGCAUUAAAGUCCUCCAGCACUGUAAGUCUAGUUUUCUGGUAUAAGUAAGAAAAGUCACUACAAAAAGCCUUUUGUAGAACAAUGUGAAUACCAAUGAAUGCAUGUCUUACAUUUGAUAGGACAUAAAAGAAUGCAAUCAUCAAUUCAAAUGUAACAAAAACAAAAACUAUUUUAGCCCAUUCAUUUGGUAGUGAGAAAUCAAAUGUUGUCAAGUGCGUAAAUCAAGGUGAGCACAGUCUGGAGUUUAAGAAAAGGACAUGUCAUCGUAUUUGAACGAAAGAUCUUGAAAAGACUGUUUCCUUCAUGAUUAAAGAAGUGCGAUACGAUCACCAUCAAUCUGCUACUGUAACUCAUUUUAAGCUGGUGUACCAUGACUAUCUUAGUUUAUUGGGAUUUAAAAUUAAUUUUAGAGGUUGAGUUCAUGGCCAUCGUUGCAGGUAGCAGGCGAGCAUGGCAUUGGAACAGUAGCUGCGAGCUUGCAUCCUUAUUUUGUAAAAGAAGGCAGAAAGAGAUGUUGAAAGGGAACAUUUUGAAACCCCCAAAAUCUGCCCCAAGUGACACAUCUUUAAUAAAGCUAUACCCCAUAAUUCUUCCCAGUUUCAUCCACUGGAGACCAAGAAUUCAAACAUAACCUACUGGACCAUUUUCAUUUUAACCACCACAUUCCACUUCUUGGCUUCUAUAAACUUAUAGCCAUAUAAUGUAUAAUACAGUUACUUUAUCUUCAAAAGUCCCCAUAGUUUAUGUCAAUCUCAAUAUAAUUUCAAAGUCUCUUCUAAACACAAUCUCUUAAUUAUAACCCUUGUAAAUUAAAAAAGCAAGUUACACACUUCCAACAUAUAAUGGCACAGGAUAUGCAUUACUAUUCCAAAAAGACUGAACUAAAGCGAGACUGAAACCCAGAAGACUAAACUCCAAAUCUUGUAGCUCCAUGUCUGAUAUCAAAGAGCUUAGCCCUACUCUUCCAGCUUUGCUGACUGCAGCCCACCUUCCUUUGGCUGGUUCUACUCUCUAUGGAGUAGAUAAACCAAAGAGCAGACAUCUUCAACAUAUUAGAGUCUCCAAAACAAUCCAGGCUUGACUUUCACAGCUUCAUACAAUGGUACUCUUGGACCUCAAUUCAGGGAUUCCCCUGACUCACAAGUUCACUUUCUUGCUUGACCUGGAACCUGUCCCUCUCCUGGGAUUACAUUUACACAAGCUUUGAUUGGUUGAUGCUUUUUUAGGACCAGAAAAUCCCUCAGGCAAGAGGCAUAGAGAAAACUAACUAGGAACAAGGGCUUUUGAAACCUCAAAGUCUACCUCUAGUCACAUAGAGGUAGAAAUCCCUCAUCCUUCCCAAACAGUUCCACUGAGUGGGAUACAAGCAUUCAAAUAUAUGAGCCUAUGGGUGAUUCUCAUCCAAAUAAUCACAUGACCUUAUGGUACAUGUGUGUCCUAUCUAUUAAAACCAGACAAGGAUAAAGAUGUAGCUCAGUGACAGGAUACUUGGCUAGAAUACAUGAAGCCCUGUGUUCACCAAGCAACACAAAAAUAUACAAAUAAACUGAAACUGCUGAAAAAAAAACAAAUUCCCCAUUCCUUUUUUAAAGGAGGAAAGGUUUUGUUUGGGGUUUUGGUUUGUAAUUACAAAUUACAUCGUUUUGGGGAAGUCAAGGCAGGAACUAAAGCAGUUAACCACAGCACAUCCACUGUCAAGAGCAAAAAGAGAAUAAAAGGCAUUCUCGCUUGCUUAACGCUCCAGCUCGUUUUCUCUACUCUUAUACAGUGCAGCCUAAGAAAUGGCCACUGUAAUCUGGGUCUUCCUACAUGAAUUAACAAGACAAACCUUCAUAGGUUAAUUUAGUCUAGAGAAUUUCUAGAUUGAAACUCCCUUCGAAGGUCAAAACACAAGUACUUAUUUGUACUGACCUUUUGGAUACAGGAUAAAAUGAUUCUAUGGCACCAAAAAAACAAGUUGAAAAUCAUGAGCACCCACACAUGCACACACACACACACACACACACACACACACACACAACACACACACACACACACACACACACGAGCCACUUUAAAACUUAGUGUGCAUACUGUCAAUACUUGCUAAUAUACUAAUUACAAAAAUUAAAAAAUUUGACACUUCAAGGCUUAACCUGAAUUUUUAGAGAAACAUUAAUCAUAAUAUCUAGAAAGGAAACAGCAGAAAUGAUCUAAUCAUUGAUGAGACAAUAAGCAAAAGUUGUAUGUAUGAACAAAGGAAUAUUCAUCAAAAAUGUUUAAAACAUCUUGAGUCUUAAAAUACUGUGCAAAGUGAAAGCAGACAGACAAAACUCCAUGUGUUGUAUGACUGUUCAUAAGGAUCCAGAAUGGGCAAAUGUGUAGAGACAGAAUAUAGUUUUUAUUUAAAAUUUUUUAGAUAAAAGGAAUUAUGUUUAUUAAUUAUUUUUUUCUUUUUUCUUUUUUUAAUUUAUUUAAUACUUAAUAAUAAUUCUUUGGUUUCCAGGCAAACAUCCCCCUCCCCCUCCCCUUCCUUAUGGGUGUUCCCCUCCCAACCCUCCCCCCAUUGCCGCCCUCCCCCCAACAGUCUAGUUCACUGGGGGUUCAGUCUUAGCAGGACCCAGGGCUUCCCCUUCCACUGGUGCUCUUACUAGGAUAUUCAUUGCUAUCUAUGAGGUCAGAGUCCAGGGUCAGUCCAUGUAUAGUCUUUAGGUAGUGGCUUAGUCCCUGGAAGCUCUGGUUGGUUGGCAUUGUUGUACAUAUGGGGUCUCGAGCCCCUUCAAGCUCUUCCAGUUCUUUCUCUGAUUCCUUCAACGGGGGUCCUAUUCUCAGUUCAGUGGUUUGUUGCUGGCAUUCGCCUCUGUAUUUGCUGUAUUCUGGCUGUGUCUCUCAGGAGAGAUCUACAUCCGGCUCCUGACGGUCUGCACUUCUUUGCUUCAUCCAUCUUGUCUAAUAGUUUUAUUUAAAUUUUUAAGUACUAUAUUUAUAUCAUUCCUAUCUCUCCCUCUCCAGCUCCCCCAUAUGUCGCAACUUCACUCUUCCUCAAAUUAAUGACUUACUAAAGCCGUUUAGUGUUGAUUACAUGUGUGUAUGUUUUUAGGGAUGAUAGCUUGGGAUUGGACCACUUACCAACAUGGAUUCUCGUCUUAGCUGGCAUUGCUUUCCUAUAGUUCUUUACCUACAGGUAGGGCCGUGUGAGAUUUUAGCCAUCCACAUGGCCAUGUUGAUUGGUGCUGUCUUUAUGCAGAUGCCAUUUAGGCAACCAUGUUGUUGAGAUCGCAUGGCUGUAGCUUCCCUGUCACAAAUAAAAGACCAUCCAGCAGCAGGCUUCCGGGUCUUCUGUCUCAUAGAUUUUCUGCCUCCUGAGAUGUCCCCUGAGCUGUUGGUUGCAGUGUAGAUGUGACAACUGGGGCUGGCCACCGCGGAGACUCUUAUUCUGCUUUAACAGUUGCAGGGGCCUGUGAUAGUCACUAUCAGCUGUUAAAUCGAGUUCCUUUGAUGAGGGCUACAUUUAUUUGUGGGUAAAAAAGUAUGUAUUUAGAAUGCAGUUAGAAAUUAAAUUGCUUUAGGAAAAUGGUGGUAGUAGUUUUCCUCUAAGGUAUGUGCCCUUUCCAACUGUGGGCAACUGCCUACCUUUAUGGAACCAGGCAUGGAUUCCUCCCUAUUGAUCAGGCUUUAAUUCCUUUUUCCUAAUUUUUCUAUUUUUUUAUUUUUCUCCCAUAUAUUCCAUUCUGAUUGCUGUCCACCCCUCCUUCCCCACAGUCUCUCCCUGCCACCUCCCUCUCUCCUUGAGUCACACCAUUCCACCUCCCUUCAGAAAGGAGCAGGCUGGCCUUCCAAAGCAGGACUUAAUUUCAAUUAGAAAGAUAUUGGUUACCUCCAAAACAAUAAUGCCACUAUUAUACCAUUGGCCACAUCUUGUCAGGGUAAUCCCUGUUAUGGUUCACAGACUUUACAGCUGGUGCUUGCAUAGUACCUCCUUGGUACCAUGGGAACUAAUCCCCAGGAAGAAAGUUUUCAGGUCAGUGGCAACUCGAGUCUCCCAGUCCUGGGCCCAGCUUGUGUUUACUCUUCAGCAAAUGGAUCUUACUUUCAAAUAAGGCAAUGGGAGGCCAUCAAAGGCGAUGACAAUAGCUCAUAUUACUUUGGGAGUCUCUUGGAAACUGCUGACCAACAGUUUGAAGAGAAGUUUCCCAUGACUGGCACUGAGGGUGUUGUUGGAUAUUCUGUGACUCUUGGGGAUACCAUUUGUCACCCUGGGUGGCAUAAUUCCGUUUAAAACACACAUACACAUGUGUGUGCAUAUAUUAUAUGUAUUUUAAGUAAACUUAUAAAUAAUGUAUUUUCCUGUACCUUUCUCAAACAUUGUUAGUGUGUUUUAUGUCUCUUUUCUCUUUCUCUCUCUGCAUUACACUUCCUUAGUCUGUAAAGUUCAUCCCACCAUUUCCCCUUCUCCCACUUCACAGCACAACUCUCUUACUGUCCCCUUCUCUAGGUAGAGCUUGUCCCUCCCUUACCUUCCCCCCCCCACAAUAGUCCUUAUCUACUUUCCGGGCUUCUUCAGUGACUAAGGGUUCUUUACUCAAAUAAAAAGGUUUAGAGUGAAGGUCCACAGUAAGAGAGGACCUGCAAUGUUUGUCUUUCUGGGACUCGUUUCGUUUCCUCAUUAUGUAUAAUAUUUAUGCCAGUUAGAAUGUGUAAGAUCAAAAAAUAAUUGACAACAAAUGGGGUAGGGAGAGGGAUUACUCCCCCAUUACUGUUGAUGGAAUUAAACUGGUGCAGCCACUCUGGAAA
This is a messenger RNA of Rattus norvegicus (Norway rat), 8376 nucleotides long. It is a transcript of the gene Gk, whose product is annotated as glycerol kinase. NCBI's taxonomy places the organism in Eukaryota, Metazoa, Chordata, Mammalia, Rodentia, Muridae. Gene Ontology annotation, cellular component: mitochondrial outer membrane; nucleus; cytosol. Gene Ontology annotation, molecular function: phosphotransferase activity, alcohol group as acceptor; glycerol kinase activity; kinase activity. Gene Ontology annotation, biological process: glycerol-3-phosphate metabolic process; carbohydrate metabolic process; glycerol catabolic process. The record is from RefSeq and is a predicted model, not a curated record.